UUUUUUUCUUGAAGUCAGCAGUAAUAACGCAAUUAGUAGAAUCUGUAUUUUCAAGGUGGAGAUGAAUUCAAGCUGAGGAAUACGUGCCUUGUCGUCUUCAGCGCAGUGACCUACCAGACUAUUCCUUCAGAUUUCUGAUAUUUCCUACAAAAUGGAAGUUUUAAAUGUAGUCUUUGGAAGUCAGAAGUUCCUGAGCAAUGGGAUUGAUUGUUCAAGCGAGUGCAGACAAAUGGAUGACAGCUAUUACAAAGGGCUUAAUGGCAGUGGUGAUAACUUUGGAGAUGAGUAUCUCAAACAGGGAAACUCAUCUGGUUCUAAUUCAUCAGAAGAGAUCAGGAAGGCUGUUGAAGAGUGUGUGUCAUCGUCCUCAAGUACCCUUGAUGUUAGUAGAAAAAAUAUUAAGCAUCUUAACGAGGAAAUAUGUGAACUGCCUGAUAUAAAGCACUUUCAUCUGGAGGGAAAUGCCAUAUCGAUGAUUCCUGAGGAUUUAUUUCAAAAGCUGCCACAUCUUGUUUGGCUGGAUCUCCGGUUUAACAAGAUUACAGCUCUUCCCCCUGGAAUUGGUUACCACAGUUUUUCAAUGUGCUUGGACAAUCCUAACUUCUCAGUUGAAGACCACAAACACAAUAUAUAGUAAUUAUUGGGAACAAGGGAAUGAUGUGUGCUGAAAGGAGAAGAAACUGACGCAGGAAUGCGUGCACUUCUGGUUCUAAAACAAACUUUUCUGUGAAGAGUAGUAAGGAAAAGAAGACAACCCUUGAAUGGUAUAUGCAAUGGAAUUUUCCAGAAUUAAACGUGUGACGUUGAAAUAAGAUGCUUAAGGGUGUUUUAAGGUCAGUUGUUUGUGAAAGAUUAUAUAUUCAACUUCUGAUUAGAGAAAUACAGUAAAUGAAGGCUAUGCUUCUAAAAAUAGCUGAAAAAUGUCGGGUCUAAUGUCUUCAUCUUUUAAAUAGCUUUCAUAAAUUGUUCUUAAAAUGGAUGGGAGUGAUGUUAUAGCUUGUGAAUUGUAUGGUCAUCAUUGUACAACUGGUUGAAACCCUGUGAGACUAAGGUAUUCACUGCGUGUCUUCCUAGAAAAUACCAUGCCAGCCAUUUGUCCCACCAUGUGAUAUACUUGUUUGUAUUUUUCCACAGACUUUGAACAACAGCUCAGAUUUAGAAAACGCUUAUCAGAAACAUUCACUAAAUAUCAUAUUGAGGAAUUCAAGUAAUAACUUAAUUUCAUCGUUAUUACUUGCUGGAGUGUAAAGGUGCAUUUUACCUGAUAUACAGCAAUGCCUAAAUUAUUAAGGAAUUUGGGGUUUGAAGUGGGGAGUCCUUUGCUGCUUUGACGUUUGUUUUAAGCUGAAUUGGAUAUUUUGCUUUAAAAAUACGAACAUGAACAUGGUGCUUGCAUUUUUCUGACUGAAUUGAAAUGUCUUAAAAUAUUGCCACAAAUGUUAAUCCAGUGUUGAGCAGCUGCCAAAAUGUUUGUUUAGUUUUCUCUUUACUAGAGGUAAAGAAAUAUUAUGACAAACUACCAAGCUUUCUUCUUGUUUUUGUUGAAUUUUAACAGUAAAUAAGUCAAAUUGCAAUGCUGGUAAAUAAAACACAUUAACUUUACUAGUAGGAUGAUGCUUUGUGUAUGGCAUGUGGACAGUGCUUUGUCCAUAGAAUAUCACUUGAUCUGAUAUGCUGCUGGAUAUUAAACUUAAAAGCUACUGAAAAGAAUCUUAU
Cygnus olor (mute swan) is the source of this 1716-nucleotide messenger RNA. It is a transcript of the gene LRRC27, whose product is annotated as leucine rich repeat containing 27. NCBI's taxonomy places the organism in Eukaryota, Metazoa, Chordata, Aves, Anseriformes, Anatidae. The record is from RefSeq and is a predicted model, not a curated record. Bases 152 to 634 code for a protein of 160 amino acids. The transcript is spliced from 5 exons. Gene Ontology annotation, molecular function: protein binding.